This is a messenger RNA of Racocetra fulgida, 181 nucleotides long. Lineage: Eukaryota; Fungi; Glomeromycota; Glomeromycetes; Diversisporales; Gigasporaceae. The record is from the annotation of a GenBank genome assembly.
AUGGCACCACCACGAAAUUUCAUCCCUUCUUACUUGCGAGAUAGCCCGAUUUCCUUGCUAAACAAAAGAUUAGUAACUACUAUACCAUUACCUACUCGUUGGAAUCCUCAUGAUCGGGCCCCUUAUGUUUCAGUUUUGGAUGAUGGCGUUAGUCUUGAAUAUAUCGGUACACAAGAAUCUA